GUUUUUGAAAAGUUGAUUGUGAACGAUUGUAACCAAUUGUAACCGUCAUUUACUUUUUAUUUAGUUUGUUUAAUUUGUUCAUUAAAGUGUUGACCAGUGUUGACUUUAUAAUGACGGCUGAUCUUAAAUAUCAUCUGACUAUGUUUUAUGAAGAGGAAAGGUUAAAAACAUUCAAAAAAUGGAUUUUUAAAGAUGAUGAAGUAUGUAAUGCAGCAAAGAUGGCAGAAGCUGGCUUCUACUUUAUUGGUCAAAAAGAUGAACCAGAUGUUGUGAAAUGUUUUCUGUGCAAUAAAACUUUGGAUGGGUGGGAAGCGCAGGAUGAUCCGUGGGAUGAGCAUUAUAAACAUUCAAAGAAUUGUACAUUUGCAAGCAUGAAGCAGCCAGAGUUUGCAUUGACUUUAGACCAGUUUCUCAAAAUUAGAUUUGAACAAUACACUCAAUACUUGAAGCUGUGGAACAACAACUUGAACAAGCACAGAGAAGAGGAACUGCAAGAAUUGCGCAAGGUGAUAGAUGGGCUGUUAUAGGAAGAAAUUAAUUAAAA
Nicrophorus vespilloides is the source of this 544-nucleotide messenger RNA. RefSeq names its product baculoviral IAP repeat-containing protein 5 (gene Det). Lineage: Eukaryota; Metazoa; Arthropoda; Insecta; Coleoptera; Silphidae. Bases 111 to 527 code for a protein of 138 amino acids. The record is from RefSeq and is a predicted model, not a curated record. The transcript is spliced from 3 exons.